GGGAUUUGGGGUCAUUUUUCUUUCGCCAAAAGGUGUUUUUUCAUCUUCUGACGGGUUUUGGAAACAGGUUUCUUUUUGAAUCAGUCAGAACUGAACUUAUAACUUAAUGCCUUUAUCACUUGAUGGCAUCCAGCGACAAUCGCACCAAACGGUGUGCAUCCAGCGAUGCUGCGGCGUCUCAUCCGCCGACCUUCGCCACGCCGACCGCGGCGGCGGCCCCGUGAGACGUGGUGCGACCGUGGUGUGACGGCGUGACGGAGCUUCUCCAAUGGAAGCAGCGGGGCAUUUGGGCGAAGGCCCCGUCGUGGCCCAGGGCUCUGGAGGCCCUGCGCCGAGGUCCGGGGCGUGGGAGGCAGCGGUCGCUCCACGAGGGGAUCACCAAGACGGCCAUCCAUGCAUGCGAAAGGAGUCGUCACUGGCGUUUUGCUUUGGCUCUUCUGGGCGACUCUGCAGACGUGGUGAGCUUCAACAGCGUGAGCAAUGCAGCUCGAGAGCGCUGGGAGUUGGUGCUUGUGCUUCAGCUCUGCCUGCUGCAGUUCUCACUUCAAGGAGCGGAUUGGUUCGCGGGCUGGGCUGGCCAGGAGAUGUUGUAUCUGAUACCGCCGCCAUCAACGCCUGCGGCAGAGCCACCGAGUGGCCGCGGGCCGUCCAAUUGAGCGAGAAGCAGAUGGAUGUGGAUGUGAUUCUCUUCAACGCGCUGCUGGGGCGGCUCCCGUGGCACACGGCGGCCGUGGCCCUGGUGCGGGAGCGGGUGGAUAUGGUCAGCUUCAAUUCUGUCAUCGCCGGUGACACCAGCUGGGCUGUAGCGCUGAGUCUUUUCAGGAAGUCGCAGGAGCUUCGACUGCGCGGUGAUACCAUCACCACCAACACCUUGUUGGCAAAGGUCUCGUGGCAUCGGGGCCUGGUGCUCCUCGAGAGCAGCGGAGCCCAUCGACUGCGACGGAACAGGAUCACGCACAACACGGCCAUUACUAUCUACGAGAAGAGCUCUAUGUGGCGAUUGGCCUUGAGCAAGCUGAAGGGGUUCCAAGCUGACUUGAUCUCCUUCAAUGCAGCUAUCAGUGCAGGCGAGAAAGGAGAUCAGUGGCCCCUGUCCUUGCAUUUGCAUUGGUCCUUGCGAGCUUCUGCCAUGGAUGCAGAUGUGAUCUCAGACUGUGCCGCCAUCAGCGCUUGUGAAAAAGGCUACCGCUGGAAGCAGGCCCUUGCCUUGCCAUGCCCUUCUACAGUGGGCUGGAAUGCGGCCAUCAGCGCCUGCGAGAAGGAUGGUUUCAAAACCUGGUGGAACUGGAAAACGACCUCGGACAAGUUCGGCCUCCUUUUCAAAGCCUGGUGGUCCUCCUUCAACAUCCGUCAGUGGGCUUGGGCUUUGGAAAUGCUGCAAUCCAUGUCAGGCGCUCGCUUCCAGCGGGACGUGAUCUCCUACAAUGGCGCCGCGAGCGCGUGUGAGCGGAUGGCUGCAGUGGAAGAGACCUGGGAGAUGGCCCUGUGCUUGUUCCAGGAGGCGAACCUGCUGCGUGUGGCGGACCCCAUCACCAGUAACAGCGUUUUGGCCGCCUGUGCCCGCGCAGCCGCCUGGCCGGCAGCCCUCAAACUGGGCUGUGCAGCCGGUGAUUGGGGGACCAUUGCGGCCAAUGCCGUGCUACGUGCCUGUGCUUCAGGCCUGACUGAACUGGAUCAGGCCCAGGCCCUUGGCGCACAGUUGGCCGCGUGUGGGGCGCAUGGUGAGGAGCGGCCUUGUGCCCGAACCUUUCGGUUGCGCGAUGGUUACACCAUGUAUUGGGAGAUUGAGGCCAACCCACCACUUGGUGGAUGACAAUGAGACGAUGCGCUAAAGUGCUCAUUGGUCUCCCAAUCUAGUGGCUCCGCUAUGCCAGAAGGGGAGGCCCUCUUGAUUCCAUGAUGCAGGAAUCUUGCAAUUCGGAUGGUGUAUGAAAGGUGUGUGUAUCUUCCUGUAAGAUAGUGCAGUGAGUGCUAUGUUGCUGGGCUCAAAAUCGUGGCAAGGAGUUGAUCUGCACGUCCUGCUUCCACCAAAGACCUUGGGUAGAAGCUGCUGAGACAUGGCUUGUCACGGUAACAUGACUCUGUCUUUGCCUGCGGCUUCCGAGUUUCUUGUUUUUUACCCGUGAUGUUUCUCGUCACCAAUUGACUUUUUAGAGCAGAACUGUAUUCCUAUGGUAUCAUGUAGACUGUGGAUUAAGAAAACCCUUCCAGAUUCCAGAGUCCUUUUUUUGCAUUUGCAAUGACUCCAAUAUAAGGGUCUAUAUUCAUCAACCAUCAGCAUGUGAGGUCUCGUUUCACACACUCUGCAGCUGCUCGGUGACGCGGAGGGGAGCUGUGAACUCCCCUCAUUAAAUGGCCUCGCUUGCCGCGAUCGAUUAGUGUUCAGUUGAUUUGCAUCCUGGUGAUUUUGAACAACACAUGACGUGUUUUUGAUGCCCCGGAGCAAUUGACAGUUCCUUGGUCAUUGAGUCAUUGAGUGAUAAUUAAGACAAAGUGUGUUUCGCCUGGGAUUUGUUUGGAAUGAUGCUGAUGGAAAGCAAUGUUCUCAUGCAAACUUGACCGGUUCCUGGUUUGAACAAGCCCUACCCACCAAGGGAUUCCGACUGAACUGGAUCAGGCCUGACUGAACUGGAUCAGGCCCUUGGCGCACAGUUGGCCGCGUGUGGGGCGCAUGGUGAGGAGCGGCCUUGUGCCCGAACCUUUCGGUUGCGCGAUGGUUACACCAUGUAUUGGGAGAUUGAGGCCAACCCACCACUUGGUGGAUGACAAUGAGACGAUGCGCUAAAGUGCUCAUUGGUCUCCCAAUCUAGUGGCUCCGCUAUGCCAGAAGGGGAGGCCCUCUUGGUGUAUGAAAGGUGUCUGUAUCUUCCUGUAAGAUGUGCAGUGAGUGCUACGUCGCCGGGCUCAAAAUGAUGGGUAGGGCUUCUCCUGUUGGUUUCUUUCAGAAUCCCAUCCUCUUCCUUUAGGACUUCAGUGGCGUCGGGCGCCGCUUCUGCUGGUCACACUGUGGGGCCGCGCCAACGCUGUGUCCUUGGAGGCGGCGGUGGCCGCACACCAUGCUGCGAUGCAGUGGUCCAUGGCGCUUCGUUGUCUCACACAGACCCGCAGCCACGUACUGGACCUGUCCUGGUGGAAAA
This is a messenger RNA of Durusdinium trenchii, 3137 nucleotides long. The record is from the annotation of a GenBank genome assembly. Lineage: Eukaryota; Dinophyceae; Suessiales; Symbiodiniaceae.